GAGUGAGCUGGGAGGGAGAGAAAGGAAGAGGAAGGGAGCCGGCGGGUGCUGUGUGUGUGUCUGUGAGUGUGCGAGUGGAUGUGAGUGCGGGCCCCGUCUCUCCUGGUGGCCCCAGAAAAGGGGCCCGGUGGCCUGGGGAGGGCGGGCGGGCUGCUCGGAGGCAGAGGCAGCUAGAGGCGGCGGCGGGAGAGCCGAGGAGGAGGAGGAGGAGAGAGGAAAGAGCGGAGCAGCCAUUGUUGAGCGAAACCUUGCAAACAAAGAAGGCUCCGGACUCCCCGCGGCCCCCCGCCCCCCAGGCCGGCCCCCUGGCCCCCAGCCCCUGGCCCAGUGGCCAUUGUAACUUUCCCCCGGGGCUGUGACCGCCAAGGGGCGGGCGGAGGCUGUGCGUGCGAGGCUUUGUGCGGCCGGUGGAGUGGGGCUCCCAGCCAGGUCUGCCUGUCCCACUCGGGACAUGAGCGGCUGAAGUUGGGCCCUCCCCAGUCCUCGCCCCUGCUAGGACCUCUCUGAGCUGUCAGCGCUCCCGCACCUCUCCUGGCCCUUCAGUUCUCUCAGGUUGUUCCUCAAAGUCAUUCAAGCUGUACUCACCGAAGGAGCCCCCGAACGGCAACGCCUUCCCCCCCUUCCAUCCUGGCACCAUGCUGGAUCGGGAUGUGGGCCCAACUCCCAUGUACCCACCUACGUACCUGGAGCCUGGGAUUGGGAGGCAUACACCAUAUGGCAACCAAACUGACUACAGAAUAUUUGAGCUUAACAAACGGCUUCAGAACUGGACAGAGGAGUGUGACAAUCUCUGGUGGGAUGCUUUCACGACUGAAUUCUUUGAGGAUGACGCCAUGUUAACCAUCACUUUCUGCCUGGAGGAUGGACCAAAGAGAUAUACCAUUGGCCGGACCCUGAUCCCACGCUACUUCCGCAGCAUCUUUGAGGGGGGUGCUACGGAGUUGUACUAUGUACUUAAGCACCCCAAGGAGGCAUUCCACAGCAACUUUGUGUCCCUCGACUGUGACCAGGGCAGCAUGGUGACCCAGCAUGGCAAACCCAUGUUCACCCAGGUGUGUGUCGAGGGCCGGUUGUACCUGGAGUUCAUGUUUGACGACAUGAUGCGGAUAAAGACGUGGCACUUCAGCAUCCGGCAGCACCGAGAGCUCAUCCCACGCAGCAUCCUUGCCAUGCAUGCCCAGGACCCCCAGAUGCUGGAUCAGCUCUCCAAAAACAUCACCCGUUGUGGGCUGUCCAAUUCCACUCUCAACUACCUCCGACUCUGUGUGAUACUUGAGCCCAUGCAGGAGCUCAUGUCCCGCCACAAGACCUACAGCCUCAGCCCCCGUGACUGCCUCAAGACCUGCCUUUUCCAGAAAUGGCAGCGCAUGGUAGCACCCCCAGCGGAACCCGCACGGCAGCAGCCCAGCAAACGGCGGAAACGGAAGAUGUCGGGGGGUAGCACCAUGAGCUCGGGGGGUGGCAACACCAACAACAGCAACAGCAAGAAGAAGAGUCCAGCCAGCACCUUCGCCCUCUCCAGCCAGGUACCUGAUGUGAUGGUGGUGGGGGAGCCCACCCUGAUGGGCGGGGAGUUCGGGGACGAGGACGAGAGGCUCAUCACUCGGCUGGAGAACACCCAGUUUGACGCGGCCAACGGCAUUGACGACGAGGACAGCUUUAACAACUCCCCUGCACUGGGCGCCAACAGCCCCUGGAACAGCAAGCCUCCGUCCAGCCAAGAAAGCAAAUCGGAGAACCCUACAUCACAGGCCUCCCAGUAAAGGGCUGGCCAUGACUACCCAGCACUCUGCCUGCCUGCCCCAUCCCUCGCAGCCCCAGGGAGCAGAAGACAAAAUGAAGAAACUUAGCAUCGAAAAUGGGCAGCCUCAUCCACCCACUUCAGGGAGGAACUGGACUCACUAGGGGCAGGUGCCAAGAGGCCCUGGGCUGGGCCUGACCUCUGCAGAGCCUUUUGGGGGAAGGGGGAACUCAUGCAUAUGCCCAUGGGGCUCCUGGGCCUCUUAAGAAAAGAAAUGUCCCGACCACCCCCCAGGGCAUUUCCCUCCAUUUUCAUCUUCUUGACUCCGCCUCCUUCAAGCCUGGGGUUGUCUACACCCACAGCCCUUAGGGACUUAAAGUUACAGGGCUUGGUUGAAUGCCUCCAAUCCUUCUACCAAGGUGGCUGGUAGAGAGAGGGGUAAAGCUCUGGGCUAUUCCUCCCUUCUGCUACCUAUCCUAGCUCCAAGUUUUUAAAAAAAUAAUAUUAUUAAAAAUGUAAGUU
Messenger RNA from Orycteropus afer afer, 2263 nucleotides. The record is from RefSeq and is a predicted model, not a curated record. Lineage: Eukaryota; Metazoa; Chordata; Mammalia; Tubulidentata; Orycteropodidae.